AUGGGCUCUAUACUCGACGACGUUGUCACUAACCUCAUACGGUACUUGACCGGUCUACUCAAAGACGAAGCAAAUUUCCUUGCUGGAGUGGAGGAUAGAGUCAAUUCACUUCAUGCGGAGCUGAGGCUAAUAAAUAUCUUCCUGGAGAACUCCGAGGGGAAACGGAACAAUAAAAUGGUGAAGGAGCUAGUCCGGCAAAUCAGGGAUGUAGCUUACGAGACUGAGGAUGUGAUCGACGAUUACAUUCUCAAGGUCGCGGAACACAGAAAGAAGUGCACGACAAUGAGGAUAGUUGAUUACCCUUCUUACGCAUUGAUGAUUCGAGAUGUUGGAAGUAAGAUAGUAGUCAUCAAAGAGAGAAUCAAAGAAAUCUACGACAAUUACGAAAGGUACGGCAUUGAAAGAGUUGAAUCUACUGUAAAUGCAUUCGAGGAGGAGGCAAUGGACACAAUUAGGAGAGAAGUCGAGGAAGAUGACGUGGUGGGUUUUGUUCAUGACUCAACGACAUUGGAGAACCAACUUACUGAAGGGGAUCCUGAGCUGGAUGUCAUUUCAAUCAUUGGAAUGGGCGGGUUGGGCAAGACCACUCUUGCCAGAAAAAUAUACAAUACACUUCGUGUCAAGGGGCACUUUGACUACUAUGUAUGGGUGUGUGUAUCUCAAGAUUUUGGAACCAUGGAGCUGUUGCUUAAAAUUUUAAAGGAGUUGGGAAUUGAACUUGAAGGCAAGAGUGUUGAUGAGUUAAAGAAGGGGUUGUUUGAAUAUUUGAAAGAAAAGAGAUACCUAAUAGUCAUGGACGACGUCUGGACAACUGAUGUAUGGAGUAAGGUAAGAUUUGCUUUUCCUAAUAGUUCCUAUGGAAGCAGAAUAUUGAUCACUAGCCGGAAUAGAGAAGUGGCUUUACAUGCAAGCAAUACUCCUCCCUACCUUCUCCCACUUCUUAAUCAAGAUGAUAGCUGGGAACUCUUUAGGAAAAAGGUGUUUCAAAAAGGAAUUUGUCCUCCUGAAUUAGAAACUCCAGGAAGACGAAUCGCAGAAGGUUGUAAGGGCUUACCCCUUUCGAUUGUGGUAUUUGCGGGCCUUUUAGCAAAGAAGGAGAAGUCAUUCCGCACAUGGUCGAAAUAUGUUGAUCAUGUAACUAGUUUCCUUACUCAUGAAGAGGAUACUGUUAUAUGCCAAAAAAUACUAUCCUUAAGCUACACGGAUCUGCCCCGACGCUUGAAACAAUGCUUUUUGUAUUUUGGUAUGUACCCAGAAGACUUCGAGAUCCCAGUAAGGCGAUUGAUGCACUUAUGGGUAGCAGAGGGUUUCAUACAAGACAUUGGCCAUAGAUAUUUGGAGGAUGUUGCUGAAAUCUACUUGGAGGAGCUCAUUGAUCGAAGCUUGAUCCAAGUGGCUAGCAGGAGGUCAGAUGCAGGAAUAAGAACAUGUCGUAUCCAUGAUCUUUUGCGAGAACUCUGUUUGUUGGAGAGUGCAGAAGAGACGUUUCUUGCAGUUCAUUCAUAUAACCGUCUGUUCCCGAACAAUUACCGCAGAGUAUCCAUCCAAGUUAACAAUGCUAAGCAAUACAUUACUGCAUACCCCUCUGUCACUACAAGCGCCCGUUCUUUGUUCUUCUUUGCUGACGCCUUGAAUAACAAUGUUGCCUUGAAGUGGGUCCAAAAGAACUUCAAAUUUCUUCGUGUGCUUAAUGUUCAGAGAGUAGCAACUCCAGUAGUACACAAAAGCGUAGCAAAAUUUAUCCAUUUGAGGUACUUGACGAUAAAAUUCUCUAAUUCUGCAACUAUUUUUCCAGAUUCCAUUGUCGAGCUUACGAAUCUAGAGACUCUUUACGUAGAGGGCAAUAAGGGCAUGCAAUGUUUGCCGAAAGGGCUAUUUAAACUGAAACGUUUAAGAAAUCUGUAUCUGGUAUUUAAUGUGGAAUAUUCAUUUGAACCUUGCGAUUCAGAAGAAGCUCUAGGGAGCCUCCAAGUCCUUUCUGGCCCAACAAUUUAUUAUAAUCCUCAAAACCAUAGGUUCCCUGCCAUACUGGAAAAGUUUCCUAAUGUUAGGAAAUUGAAAAUACAAAUUAUGGAGAAGAAGUAUCGUGAUAAUGACAAAGAAGUAGUUUCUAUUCCAAGCCUCCACCAUUUAGCUCAUCUUGAAAUAUUGAAAAUUAGGACUAGCGGAAUAUUGAGAUUCACCUGUUAUCUGAAUUCAAUUCCAAGGAGAAUCACCAAGCUAACCUUAGAGGGUGUUGUCUUAAAAGUUGGAUGCGUUACAGUGCUGGGACAGCUUCCCAAUCUUCGGAUUCUGAAACUAGAAGAUGCAGAUCGUGGUUUAUCUGAUAAAAACAUUAAUGUCAUUGCAAAUUCGUUUCCUCAACUCCAAUUCCUCAAAUUGUACAGUUUAUCAAUUGAAAAAUGGGAACAGGAGGUUGGUGCAAUGCCAAGCCUUAAGCAUUUGGUUAUCCAGCGUUGUUGUUGCUUUACUAGCCUACCAGAACUGUUGAGAUUGAGCACUUUGAAAUCUGUGGAAGUGAUACAUUGUCCAACGUUGGCUACAAUGCUUAGGGAGUCGCAGACGGAAGUUCGGUUUAAUCUAUUGAUCAAGGAUUCAAUUUUCUAA
Messenger RNA from Corylus avellana, 2607 nucleotides. RefSeq names its product disease resistance protein RPP13-like. Lineage: Eukaryota; Viridiplantae; Streptophyta; Magnoliopsida; Fagales; Betulaceae. The record is from RefSeq and is a predicted model, not a curated record. Gene Ontology annotation, biological process: defense response to other organism. Gene Ontology annotation, molecular function: ADP binding.